AUGCCUCCAUCUCGAGGUGCUGUCUUUUUUUCAUGUGAUUCCUUUUACGGUGGAAUAGCUCUUGGCGAUCACCAACCGAGGAAAACUGGCCUCGGGGGUCGAGGCGGAAAGGUUUUGACCUACAGCACCGACUCGAAUCGUCACUUUGGUCUCUGUAUCGUGGAACUGUCGCUGAAUCCCAACUGGGCUCAGAAUGGCUUUCGGGAAGCAAGAGCAUGUGAAAUUGUCUCCUUCCGACUGUACAGAUCGGCCAGACCCGGCGGGGUUGGGGGAAAUGAGCCGCUGCCUGGAGAUGGCCAAUUUGGCGCUCUGUCGGUAUCGGUCAUUGGGUCACACAUUCGGAGACAGACAUUGCUCGCUGCGGAAGUAAGAGCAUCGAAUGAACGCUUGAAUGGACCCAUUUCUCUGCUUCAAUCUGGGCUUCAGUCAAUCGACAGCAACAGAGUUGCCAUCUGGAGCAGACAAACCUACACGUUGGUAUGGCUGACGGUUCACAUGUUUGUCAACAUGACAAACAGACAAAGCGACCAUCCAAAGGGAGGUUCUAAUCAAAAGGGAUUUGGCCCACAGCUUGGCUGGUUGGAGUUGUCGAUUCGAGCCCCAGUCUACUUGGCCUCAUCCUCCGUCCUUUGA
Molecule: messenger RNA, 633 nt
Organism: Protopolystoma xenopodis
Lineage: Eukaryota; Metazoa; Platyhelminthes; Monogenea; Polystomatidea; Polystomatidae
Source: the annotation of a GenBank genome assembly